This is a messenger RNA of Carya illinoinensis, 2557 nucleotides long. RefSeq names its product inversin-like. The record is from RefSeq and is a predicted model, not a curated record. The transcript has 3 exons. Gene Ontology annotation, molecular function: protein binding. The coding region runs from base 259 to 2298 and encodes 679 amino acids. Lineage: Eukaryota; Viridiplantae; Streptophyta; Magnoliopsida; Fagales; Juglandaceae.
AUCUGGAGAGAAACCAUCACUUUAACCACGCGUGUAGUUAUCCAAAGACUACUAAAGUCUAAAGUAAUCAAGAAAUUAUAAGGGUCAUUUUAUGCUCGGUUAAAACUCAUUCAAACAGAGAAGAAAAUCUGGUUCGGCAAAUCUUUCCUGAUUAGCUUUAGUAUAAUUACCCCUACAUCGUCAUGCAGAGUAAAAGCUGCAAUCAAGUGGUUCAGCUUGCCACCUCUAUCAUCACUCCAACCUUUUCUCAUCUUCCCAAUGCCUCCAACAUAUUUUCCUCUUCGGUGGGAGAGCACCGGAGAUCAAUGGUGGUAUGCUUCUCCCAUUGAUUGGGCAGCUGCUAAUGGCCACUAUGACUUGGUCCGGGAGCUGCUUCGUAUUGAUAGCAAUCACCUUAUCAAGCUGUCCUCUUUACGACGUAUUCGAAGACUUGAAACAGUCUGGGAUGGUGAAGAGAAGUUCGAUGAUGUUGCCAAGUGCCGUUCUCAGGUUGCAAGAAAGCUUUUUGUCGAGUGUGAAUCCAAGAGAGGGAAAAACUCUCUCAUCCUAGCUGGCUAUGGCGGAUGGCUUGUGUACACUGCUGCCUCCGCAGGAGACUUGGGUUUUGUUCAAGAACUUCUUGAAAGGAAUCCUCUGCUUGUUUUUGGGGAAGGAGAAUAUGGUGUUACUGAUAUGUUUUAUGCGGCAGCCAGGAGUAAGAGUUCUGAGGUUUUCAGGCUCCUUUUGGAUUUUGCAGUCUCCCCCAGGUUUUUAACCGGGAAAGGUGGAGAACUGACGGAGCACGUUGGGGAGAUCCCUUCUGUUUACAAGUGGGAGAUGAUCAACAGGGCUGUUCAUGCUGCUGCUAGGGGAGGAAAUUUGAAUAUUCUCAAGGACCUUCUUGCUGAUUGCUCCGAUAUUUUUUCUUACAGAGAUGUUCAGGGCUCAACUAUCCUACAUGCUGCGGCUGGCAAAGGGCAGGUUGAGGUGGUUAAGUAUCUGAUAGCAUCCUUUGAUAUUAUAAACUCCACUGAUCAUCAGGGCAAUACAGCAUUGCAUGUGGCUGCUUACAGGGGCCAAUUAGCAGCUGUGGAAGCUCUGAUUUCUGCAUCUCCUUCGUCCAUCUCUCUGAAAAACAGUUCUGGAGAAACUUUUCUCCACAGGGCCGUGUCCGGUUUCCAGACAUCUGCUUUUCGAAGGCUAGACCGACAAAUUGAGCUCAUGAAGAAUCUGGUAUGUGGGAAGCUUUUCACCAUGGAGGAUGUCAUCAAUGCCCAAAACAAUGAUGAAAGGACUGCUCUUCACAUGGCCAUCAUCGGGAACGUUCACUCUGACCUUGUGAAACUUCUGAUGACUGCUCGAUCAAUCAAUGUGAAUGUCCGGGAUGUAGAUGGGUUGACCCCACUUGAUUACCUCAGGCAACGGCCACGUUCCGUGUCGUCGGAUGUACUAAUUAGACAGCUAAUUUCAGCUGGGGCAAUAUUUGGCAGUCAGGAUUAUACUGCAAGAAGAGCCAUUGCUUCCCGCAUAAAGAUGCAAGGCAUAGGUGGCAGUCCUGGAACUUUGUUUAGAAUCUCCGACGCAGAAAUAUUCUUACAUACAGGCAUUGAGAAAGCAUUAGAUGCAAAUGCUGAUCAGGGUAGUGUAGCCAUGAGUUCAUCGCCACUGGAACAAAGUCCGGAUACCGCAACCAAUGAGAACAAUAGCUCACAACCUAGCAAGAAACCAGGUUCUGUGAAUACCGCAGCACAAAGAUUGAAAUCUGUGCUUUUAUGGCCCAGGGUGAGAGACAAGAAACCUGAGAGAUUAAAAAAAGAGAGUGAUGCAGGUUCGGUAAAACAACACAAGAAAAGCAACAGUUCGGACGAUACUCCUACUCCACUUCGACUGAGAUUUUCGAAGCCUUCAUCACUUCCGAACAACAAACGGACACUUGCUGUCAGGAGUAACCAAUCAAGUCCAACUGCCAAGAAAAGAUUUGCAUCAGGGCUCGUGCAUGGUGUCAUGCAGGCCAUGCCACAUAUUUCAGUGCCACGCCGCUCCCGUUCCAGCUCAUUUUCAAAAUCAUCACUUUCUUCACCUAAUUCAUCGGAUAAACAGAAAGGCAUUUUAUUUGAAGAAGAUGCGGCAGGACCAUCUUUCUCAAAUCAACCAUUUCAUGAUCAUGGAGCCCCAGAAUUGAUUAAACAAGGCCCCAAUCAUAGGAGAUCUAGGAGCCAGUAUUUCUGUUUCGGUACGUCAGGCGAAUCCGUGAAAGACCCAGUAAGCAGGCAGCAGCAAGGCCAGAGUUUCAAGUGUCCCGUUGUUUCAGUGGUUUGAUGAAUGAUAAGAGGAGAAAAUGCACUAACUUAGAAUAAGAAUCAGAUCAGGCCAGUCCUCUAGCUGGUUCCUGAAGUCCAGAACUUUAUAGCAUUUCCUGCAUUUGUUUCUUUGUAGCACGUUUGCUCGAUGAAUAUGUACUAAUUCUGCAAUCAUUCUUCAAUACUGUCUGCUUUGUCAUGUUUCAUGCUGUAUUGAGAGCUGAUUUGCAGAAUAAAAAAAUGUAUAAUACUAUGUAUUAAGCAUGUAUGCUUUUAUC